Molecule: messenger RNA, 1600 nt
Organism: Monomorium pharaonis (pharaoh ant)
Lineage: Eukaryota; Metazoa; Arthropoda; Insecta; Hymenoptera; Formicidae
Product: vitamin K-dependent protein C
Exons: 7
Coding region: 578-1513 (311 amino acids)
Biological process (GO): proteolysis
Molecular function (GO): serine-type endopeptidase activity
Source: RefSeq, a predicted model, not a curated record
ACUGUAUACAAAUUUAAGAAAAAAUUUGACAUAUUGUAUCUAAAACAAAAAAUAAUCAUGUAUUUUAACUAUUUUACAUAUUUUUAUUACAAAAUUUGUGAAAAAUCGUCUUUUACAAUAUCAGAUAGCUAAAAAUAAAUAAUCACAAAUUUUGCUAAAAGAAAUACUACUGAUAAUUAAAAUAAAACUGUAAUGUAAAAGUUGUUGUAAAUGUAUAAGAUUUGCAUUAUUAACAUAUUAUUCUAUUGCUCAAAAACCUAUUCUCAAAUUUUCAAAUGUUAAAAAUACCAAAUAAAUUUCAUUAAUAUUAAGUGACGUGAUUGAUAUUGCGAUGUCAAAAGACGUGUAACGGGACCGGCAAACCGGUUACUGGUUUCUCCGACCAAAAUGAAAUAUAAAAAAAUAAAAUGAAUACAACGAUAAGCCCAACGAACUUAAACACAAAGUGAAAUGUAUGGGCUAUAUUGAGUUUACAUUCUUGAGUGUCCCAGGAUGCGGGCGACCGUAGUCCCGCUAUACGACACAAACCAGUUAUUUAAGUGAGACCAGUAUCGUCUCGACUACUGACAGAAAAGUCAUGAAGCUGCAAGACUAUGUUAGAUAUCUCAUUUGUAUUUUGGUGGUGAACUUUAGAAGAACUGAUUGCAACAAACACAUCACCGAUGCUGCUGUCAAUAAUAAGGUUGAAUUAAGACAUGAACGUGGCGUUUUGGAUUUGGUUUUUGGAAGGUUCCGAACCUGUGGUGCUUGCUUAUGCGGCCGAUCAAAUCGUAAUGUAGCACGGAUAUUGGGUGGUGAAUAUACAGAAUCGCAUGAAUUUCCUUGGCUUGCAAACAUUCACGUAAAUUCUAAACUGUUAGUUAGUGGAGUAUUAAUAAACGAUCGUUAUGUCUUAACAGCGGCUAGUCAACUUAUUGGAACAACAGCACAUGAAAUAAAAGUAUCUUUGGGAGAAUACGAUCGAUGUUCUUUAGAUAUCUCGUCAGUAAACAAUAGCGUUGAAACCCUAAAUUUACAUCCAGAAUUCAAUCCAACAUCGAAUACUCAUGAUCUAGCUUUACUUCGUUUGAGUCGACCAAUUAAAUUCGAAAAAAGAAUAUCACCGAUAUGCUUACCCAACCCAGGAUCAACUUAUCUCGGUCAAGUUGGAACUUUAGUAGGAUGGACUAAGAACAAAGAUAAUAAUGAUACUGAUCAGGCGUGUAGACCUCGAAAAUUAGGUCUUCCUGUUUUGGGCCGCAAUGAAUGUAUUAAAUCAGGAAUAAAUCCAGUACAUUUAGACGAUGAUUACGGAUGCAUCGGUGUUGUAAAUACAAAUUCUUUAGUAUGCGGAAAUGAUGUCGGAUUUUCUGUGCAAUAUCGAUCAUACCUCGGAAUUUACGACCUUAUUGGAAUUAUUCCGAGCGUGAAUGAAUGCGACAAUACUCCUAGGGCAACUGUCUUCACGAGAGUAGGACCGCGCCUUGAUUGGAUAUUACAACACACUAAGGAUGCGUGCUAUUGUACAAAAUAAUACAGGCAAACUUUCUAUGAAAAUAUUGUUGCACAUAUGUGAUAUCUAUGUAUAUUGUUAUUUCUGCUACAUAAUAUAUACUGUAUU